Aspergillus tanneri is the source of this 900-nucleotide messenger RNA. RefSeq lists its product as uncharacterized. The record is from RefSeq and is a predicted model, not a curated record. The transcript is spliced from 4 exons. The coding region runs from base 1 to 900 and encodes 299 amino acids. NCBI's taxonomy places the organism in Eukaryota, Fungi, Ascomycota, Eurotiomycetes, Eurotiales, Aspergillaceae.
AUGAUGUGGGUUUAUGAUUUCCUCGAGGAUGUCAUUAAGAAUCCAAAAAAGUACAAUGUCCAUCCCGACAGUGUACCAGAGCUGCGAAAAAUACUACGAGCCUUGCUACGAUUGAGUCUUGGAAGAACCAAAAGCAAACAGGACGACGGGAAAGAUUUUCGCAACAAAAGCCUGGAGCCAGAUCAGCAUAUAUAUCGCGCGAGGAACGACAAAGCGCAAAAGAAAGAGGACUCUAAAUUCAAUCUCAUGCGACAUACUUAUAAUGGGGUUGGGUACUGGUGCCCUUAUGAUCUCCUGGGACUAUUCCUAGCGUCCAUGGGACCCGCACCGUUUGGUGCCACCAAGAGAUCCUUCUACUUGCCUCUGACAGCCGUCUAUGGCCGAUGGUGCAGUGCUAUUGCAGGGCCUCCACGGGGGGUUGGAGAGCAUCCGUGCAUUUUCCAAUGUACCUGGGCUCGAAGGAUCAACCAACAGGAUCGGUUCUUUUUAGGAGCAUCAUUGGGAGGCUAUAAUUUUAAUCCCGAACAGACUGGCACCUGGGAGAAAGAGAUGAAAAUGGGGCGAUUCAACCUCGUGAAGAAAAAUCUGAUGAUUGACUGGGGAUUUGAAACUUCACCGUCACGAGAGCAGAAUGGGCUUGUAGGCACUCGAUUUGGGAACUGCGGAGAGACAUAUCCUUUCAUCGCGAUCAAAAAGAAUAUUUCACUGCAAGAUACUUGUUAUGGACUUGCCCUCAGCGUAAGCUACAUCAAUAAGCCGGAAUAUGACGAUAAACAAAGGGGCGAUAUAUGGAAAAACCUAUGGAAUCCUUGCCCAAAUUGCACCCAUCUUGUGACUGUUCUAGCGUGGAACUUUGCCAAUUUUCAGAAGGAUUUGGGAAAGGCCGGGGCUCCCAGAUGA